Messenger RNA from Pocillopora damicornis (cauliflower coral), 5162 nucleotides. RefSeq names its product phosphatidylinositol 4,5-bisphosphate 3-kinase catalytic subunit beta isoform. NCBI's taxonomy places the organism in Eukaryota, Metazoa, Cnidaria, Anthozoa, Scleractinia, Pocilloporidae. Gene Ontology annotation, molecular function: 1-phosphatidylinositol-4-phosphate 3-kinase activity; 1-phosphatidylinositol-3-kinase activity. The record is from RefSeq and is a predicted model, not a curated record. Gene Ontology annotation, biological process: phosphatidylinositol-mediated signaling; phosphatidylinositol-3-phosphate biosynthetic process; phosphatidylinositol 3-kinase/protein kinase B signal transduction. Gene Ontology annotation, cellular component: cytoplasm; phosphatidylinositol 3-kinase complex; plasma membrane.
GUUUAUUGUUGUAUAACAGUGUCCCUUUGUUUAUUUCCAGCGUUUUCCGGGAAAUAUUGCUGAAAGGCGCCUUGAACAUUAGCUGCUAGAGGAUUAUGGGAGCCCUAUGCGGAAAUGUGACGCCGGUACAGAGAGUUACAAGUGAUGUGUUAGCUCUGUGAGCUGUAUUCCACGAACAAAUCGCCACAAAAAUCACUUUUUUAAACAUUGAGAAUGCCUCCAGGACUACGGCGCAAUUUCUGGGACGAUUACGAGCCCGCAUCGCUGGUAAAUGUAGACUGUUUCUUACCAACAGGAGUCGUGAUUCAGUUACAAGUUCGCAUCGAAGCUCCGUUGUCAGAGAUUAAAAAUCGACUAUGGAGAGAAGCCAGCUCUUAUCCGUUGUUUAAUUUUCUCAAAGAUGCUGCGAAUUACAUAUUUGUGUGCGUGAAUCAGAGAGGAAAGCAGGAGGAACUACUGGAUGAAACUCGCCAGCUAAUCGACGUGCGUCCUUUUAGACCCUUGCUGAAGCUUGUACAAAAACAAGGUGACAACGAGGAAAAACUCUUCGACUCCCACAUUGGCAACCUCAUCGGUAAGAGCUUGCACGAGUUCGAUCAAAUGCAGAACACAGAAGUGGACGAUUUCCGUCGAAAGUAUCGGCAGUUUGCCGAGAAAAUCGCUUGUGAGAGGCGUCAACUUGACUGGAUUGGACGAGCUAUGUAUGCGUACCCUCCCGAAGUCGAAAGCACUGAUCCACCAGAACGGAUCGAAGAGAAAUUAAUGGAGAACAGGCGUUUCUUGGUAAAUGUGGCCAUCAAGAACAAUAGGGCCUCAAUAAAAGACAUGCAUGCAUUUAAUGUUCCUGCUGAUGCAUAUCCAGACGAGCUUCUGGUAUUGGUAUUGAGGAAAAGAGGUGCAAUCAUGGGGGUCUUAGAUCUCGACAAACCGAGUGAUUACGUACUGAAGAUUGUUGGACAAGAAAGCUACCUACUAGGAAAUUAUCCGUUAUUGCAGUACACGUACAUUCGCACUUGUGUGUCCAAAGGAAUCAGGCCAAUGCUUUCACUAGUGCUUCGUUCAUCACUUCAAGUAGAGGUGCUUGAUGUUAGUGAUUUAAGUCGCAGAAGUCAAGGUUGCAGAGCACCACCUCUGCCUACAAAGCCACAGGCAACAAGCUUGUCACUGUGGAAUAUUGAACAUCAAGUUAAAAUCAAGAUUACUUCAGCCACAAAUGUGAAUGCAGGAGACCUAAUGAGAGUUGGUGUCCGAGCAGGUAUCUAUCAUGGGGGAGAGGCAUUGUGCGACAUCAAAUCCACAAGGGCAGAGAGUGGAUCAAAUCCAACAUGGAAUCAGUUCUUGGACUUUGAUUUAAAAGUGGCAGAUAUUCCUCGAAUGGCUCGCUUGUGCCUUGUGAUUUAUGGCGUAACCAACAAUCCUCAGAAGAAGUCAAAAAAGAAGAAGGAGGAAACAAUUCCUGUGGCAUGGGUCAACACAACUCUGUUUGAUUACCAAGGUAAACUUCGGCAAGGUCCUCUGAAACUCUUUGCAUGGCCAGUACCUGAAACAAUGGCUGACCAACUGAAUCCUGUGGGCACAGUUGUUUCCAAUAUUGACACUGUAACCUCAGUGUCACUUGAUAUUGCUUUCUCAACUUACUCAGACCCAGUACUUUACCCAUCGUUUGACCAGAUUGCUGAGCUGGCAGCACAAGUUACGGAUUCUGACAUUUUCGGACGAGCAGAUGAGUCAGUACUUGAUCAGCUAAAGCAGAUAGUCAAUCGUGAACCCCUGGCUCCUAUCUUUGAGCAAGAAAAGGAGCUUGUUUGGCAGCGCAGAAUUGAUUGCCGUGAACAUUUUUCACAUGCUUUGGCAAAACUACUUUGCUGUGUGAAGUGGAACAGUAAUAAGGAUGUUGCUUUGAUGCAAAUCCUGCUUCAAACGUGGCCAGAGCUUGAGCCAGAGGUGGCUUUAGAACUCUUGGAUUAUACAUAUGCUGACCAAGAAGUGAGAAAAAUUGCAGUGAAGUGUAUUGAAAAGAUGAGAGACUCAGAGAUCCAACAGUAUCUUCUUCAGCUUGUCCAGGUUCUAAAGUAUGAAUCAUAUUUGGACUGUGACUUGGCAGAGUUUUUGCUCCGGAGAGCUUUAAAGAAUCAGCACUUUGGCCAUGAGCUGUUUUGGCUUCUCAGGGCUGAAAUGGAAAAUCCUGGAGUUUCAGUGAGGUUUGGUUUGAUGUUAGAAGCAUAUUGCCGUGGUGCCCCGACACACAUGAAAAGCCUUCAGCACCAGGCCCAAGCACUCAGCAAGAUGAAAGCUGUUACUGAGUUACUUCAGCUAAUUGACAGGGAAAAAAAGGAAAAAGGUUUGGCAACAAUGAAAGAGCUUCUUCGUCAGAAAACGUAUCAAGGAGCACUCUCCAAAAUCAGCUCUCCACUUAAUCCAAGCUACAAGCUGCGGCAACUGAAUGUCGACCAGUGCAAGUUUAUGGAUUCCAAGAUGCGGCCACUUUACUUGGUGUUCGAAAAUACGGACGAGCUGGGAGACCUGGUGCGCAUUAUCUUCAAGAAUGGAGAUGAUCUCCGUCAAGACAUGUUGACUUUACAACUGUUUAAAAUCAUGGAUAGGAUCUGGCAGAACGAAGGACUGGAUUUAGGAAUGAUCCCCUACGGAUGUUUGUCCACGGGAAGCUCUAUAGGAAUGAUCGAGGUCGUGCACCAAGCUGAGACCAUAGCCAAGCUUCAGAAAAAGAAAGGAAUGACUGCUGUUUUUGCUAAAGAGUGUAUCUGGAACUGGUUCAAGGACUAUCACUCUACUGAAGACGAACUGUUCGAAGCUGUGCGCCGUUUCACGCUCUCCUGUGCGGGGUAUUGUGUGGCCACAUAUGUUCUGGGGGUGGGUGACAGGCACAGCGAUAACAUCAUGGUGAAGAAUACAGGACAGUUAUUCCACAUUGACUUCGGCCAUAUCUUGGGUAACUUCAAGAGCAAGUUUGGCGUGCGGCGAGAAAGAGUGCCUUUCGUACUUACUGAUCAUUUUGUACAUGUGAUUUCCUUGGGUAAAGGAAGAGAUACGAACGAGUUUAAAAGAUUUCAACAGCUUUGUGAAGAAGCCUUUCUCAUACUGCGUCGCAAGGGCCCACUUCUGAUCAACUUGUUCGUCAUGAUGUUAUCCGCAGGCCUCCCUGAACUGCGGUCACUUGAUGACAUUGGUUACUUGCGGAAAACACUCCUCUUGCCCGUAUCGGAAGAUGAUGCCCUUAGAGACUUCAGGAGUAAAUUCGACCACGCUAUCAACAACAGCUUUUCGACAACAAUGAACUGGUUUGCUCACAAUGUAAAAAGGGACAAUCCCUGAAAAAUAAAUUGCGCCGUCUUCUGCUAAUGAGUACUCUAGCGUCAAUUCCUUCCACAGACCCCUCGAUGUUUGGGUCACCACAAGAACGUUCACGGGGAGGAGGGGAAAGAACUUUUUUGGUCAUGAAAUGACGUCAUUACAGGAGCUUGUCAAUCAACAGGAAACAACAAAUAGUAAAUUUCGGUGGCCUCUCUAUGAGAAGGAUAUGUAGACACAUACAUUUUUUACUUUGAAUGUAUUAAAAUCAUUUUUGUGAACUAUGGAUGUAGAAAUUGAUAUGAAAGCAGUCUUCGCUGUAAUGAAAAUAAGACCUGAAAAGAAAAAAAAAAAGUCUUAAGUCCUGUACGGGGUUUGAACUCAGUACUUUUGCGAUACCGGUGCAGUGCUCUUCUCACUGAGCUAACAAGCCAACUGGGAGCUGGUUAUUAUGCUGGUUUUUAAUAUACCCAUGAAUUGAUGAAUAAAAUGUCUGUGAAUAUGUGCAAAUCAUACAUGUGAAUUGCGGAUUAGGAGAUUAAUAUGAAAGCGAUCUUCGUAAUAAAGAACACUGCUUAAGCAGGAGUGGAAAUAAGGCGAUCAUAUCUUCAUGAAAUCACAGUCAUUUUUUCAUCACUUCACGUAUUUAUUACGAACCAACGUAAAAAUCAACUCGCAUUUGGCUUGUUAGCUCAGUUGGUAUCGCACUGUACUAGUAUCGCAGAAGUCAUGGGUUCAAAUCCUGAUUUUUUUUUUCUCAAGCUGUAUUUUAGCUACUGCUUAAGUAAUGUUCAUUGCUGCGAAGAUCGUUUUCACAUUAACAUACAGUCUUUCUUUUAACUUGUAAAGGUUCUUAUGACAUUUUGUUUUGUGUUAAUACACUGCUUUGGUUAAAGUAAAAAAAAAAUGGUUUUAAUUUAAAGAAGAGUGGACUUCCACAAAGAAUGGAAUUACAGCACAGGAAGAAGAGUAAGAUAUUAAAGGGAGUCAUUACGCAGAGAAAUGUAAAUUUACGCUGACCCUUUAAGUUGCUUUGGGGAGCUUUUUUGUGUUAUCAAUUUUAAAAAUUUGAAAUAUAUAUGAAGUCGUAUAUAGGGCAUAGGUUGUUAUUAGAGAUUAAUUUCUUUAUGCUGUUUUAAGCAGGUGUUCAAUUUAUUUUGUAAUGAGGUAGUUAGAAUUUCUUGGCCAGAGGCGACCAUGUGUUACUUUGUAUUCAGGGGCUCGCUUUUACUCAUAGCUAUCAACUCGCCAGUGUGGUGGGAACUUAAUCAAAUCAGGUGCAAGUGAUUUAGAUCGGCUGAGUGCCUGGUAUGCAGAUCUCAGGUAGCAUUUGAUUUCAACUGUUUUCUAGGAAAUUUGUCUAAACGAGGCAAAUGUUAGUAGUAUAGGUAAUAAGUUGGUAAUUGAGUGGUUUAAUGCUGUCCAACGCUUUUUUGCUUCGAAAAAUUCAAUUGAAUCCUUACCAUUGGUUCCUUAAGAUUUUUAAAAUACAAAGGGAACAGUUUUGGGCAUUAAUGGUUUCGACUUUUUUUUAAAGAUUUUAAUUCGUCACAACCUUAAUAGAAACGCCUUGAACAGAUGGAACAGAAAAUUGGUGCGUUUGCUAGAUUAAGGUUAAUGUAAGUUUUCAGAUUUUUUUAUUUUAUUUUCUUAAGAGAUUAUAUAUUAAGUUGUAAAGAAUUGCUUUUAAAUCGAGUCUGAGUAGAUUAUUCAAAACAUCGGGAUGAAAUAUACAGUUUUUUAGAAUUUUUUAAGACGAAUUUCGUGAGUUUUAUCAUUUAAUUGAAAUUCCACCUUUUCUAAUAGGAAGAUAGCAUGUUUUAAGUCGAAAAUAAAUAAGUGAAAAGAACGUA